Molecule: messenger RNA, 3537 nt
Organism: Anguilla rostrata (American eel)
Lineage: Eukaryota; Metazoa; Chordata; Actinopteri; Anguilliformes; Anguillidae
Product: protein unc-45 homolog A-like
Exons: 19
Coding region: 253-3078 (941 amino acids)
Cellular component (GO): cytoplasm
Molecular function (GO): Hsp90 protein binding
Source: RefSeq, a predicted model, not a curated record
CAAGUACGUCAUCACAUGGCACCCAUCUUCAGGAAGAAGGGGAGACUUUCAAUAUAGACGCUGGGAUGAUUUCUGGUAUAAUUGCUCAUCGUAAAAUAAGACUGUAUAGUUAAAACAUAAAUAAAGUUCAAAUAAAGAUAGUAAAACAAGGAAACAAGGUUAUUGGCGAUAAUACUGCUGAAGCUGAAAGGAGCCUCAGCGUGCGCGUCACAUACAGUGAGACCUUAGCAAAGCGUCCUGGUGCACGUAAGAAUGAAUGUAAACCGCGAGGAAAAGGACCCUGCUUCCUUGAGGGAGGAGGGGAACAGCCACUUCAAGAAUGGUAAUAUCGAGGGAGCCCUGUGCUGCUACACUAAGGCACUUAAUCUAAGUGGUAACCAGUCAGAGAGUGCCAUCUUGUACCGCAACAGAGCUGCAUGUUACCUCAAACUGGAGGACUACACCAAAGCAGAGGCGGAUGCUUCCAAAGCACUAGAUACAGAUCCAGGCGAUGUGAAAGCUCGGUUCCGGCGCGCUCAGGCCAUGCAGAAACUGGGCCGACUGGACCAGGCGUUUUUAGACGCCCAGAAGUGUGCGCAACUGGAUCCCAAGAACAAGGCCUUCCAGGACAUGCUUCGACAACUUGGUGCCCAGAUCCAGCAAAAGGCCAUGCAGCUUUCUUCUACAGAUGCUCGCGUGCAACAAAUGUUCAAACUACUCCUGGACACGUCUGCGCAGCCCCCUGACAGGCAGAAGGCAGCUCAGAAUCUGGUGGUGCUCUCCCGGGAGGAGGCCGGGGCAGAGCAGAUCUUCCGAAACGACGGAGUGAAGCUCCUCCAGACGCUGCUGCAGUCACAGCAGGAGGACGUCGUGCUUUCCGCUCUGAGGACUCUGGUUGGCCUCUGCACCGGGCACCAGUCCAGGACCAUGGUGAUUGUGAAUGAGCUGGGCAUGGAGGGGCUGUGUGCGGUGAUGGGCUCCGGGGGCGAGGCUGUCUCGCUCGCUGCUCACCACCUCCUGCAGGUGAUGUUUGAGGCUUUGACUGAGGGCAUGAGGCGAGAAGUGCGAGGCAAAGACGAGGCCAUUCUUCCAGAGCCGUCUCGUGAACUUCGCUCGAUGCUGCGCCACCUUGUGGAGAUGCUGACAAUGUGCAAGGUGUCUGGGCCCGGUCGGGACAGUUCCAUUAACCUGCUGGUCAAACAGGUCCCCCGCAAGUCUAAGAAGCACCCUGACAACUCCCUCACUCUGUGGGUGAUAGACCAAGGACUCAAAAAGAUACUCGAGGUUGGAGGUACUGUCCCUGAGCUCUCCAAUGGACCGCCCCUCACCGAUAACACCCAUAUGAGCUGCUCGGUCCUGCUGAGCAAACUCUAUGAUGAUCUGAAGAGUGAUGGAGAGAGAGAGAACUUCAACCGUCUCUGUGAGGAAUAUGUCCAGCGUCACUUUGACUCUUCAGGGAUGGAGAGCAAACUGCGUGCUAUUCAGACCGUGUCAGUGCUGCUGCAGGGGCCCAGUGACGUUGGGAACCGGACCCUGGAGAUGUCAGGCGUCAUGGACACCAUCAUCUCCUUGUGCGCGUCACAGGACCUGACCCACCAGCAGGUGGCGGUAGAAGCUCUUAUACACGCAGCAGGCAAGGCUAAGAGGGCCUCAUUCAUCACCACCAAUGGAGUGUCGCUGCUUAAAGACCUCUACAAGAAGAGUGAGAAUGACAGGAUCAGAGUGCGUGCCUUAGUGGGUUUGUGUAAGCUGGGCUCGGCCGGAGGGACUGACUUUAGCAUGAAGCAGUUCGCGGAAGGAUCAACUCUAAAACUGGCCAAGCAGUGCAGGAAGUGGCUGUGUAACGAGUCUCUGCCCCAGAACUCCCGCCGCUGGGCCGUCGAGGGCCUGGCCUAUCUCACCUUCGACGCCGACGUGAAGGAGGAGCUGGCCGAAGACGGCCACGCCCUGUCAGCCAUGUUCCAGUUAGCAAAGUCCGAGGAUAAGACGGUGCUGUUUGCUGUGGGCUCCACGCUGGUCAACUGCACCAACAGCUACGACGUGGACAAGCCUGACCCCCAGAUGGUGGAGCUGGCCAAGUACGCCAAGCAGCACGUGCCUGAGGAGCACCCCAAGGACGCUCCGCCCUUCAUACAGCAGCGGCUGGCCAAGCUGCUGGAGGCCGGGGUGGUGUCGGCGCUGGUGUGCAUGGUGAAGCAGGAGAGCCCGGCGCUCACAGACGCGUGCCGAGAGUGCGUCUCCAGGGUGUUCUUGGCGCUGGUGGACAGACAGGAGGACAGGGGCACAGUGGUGGCACAGGGUGGUGGGAAAGCCCUCAUCCCACUCGCGUCCGAGGGGACGGACCUGGGCAAGACCAAAGCGGCGCAGGCCCUGGCCAAAAUCACCAUCACGUCAAACCCAGAGAUCGCCUUCCCCGGAGAGAGGGUUUACGAGGUGGUGCGGCCCCUGGUCAGCCUGCUGACCCUCGACUGCACCCUGCUGCAGAACUUUGAGGCCCUCAUGGCUCUCACCAACCUGGCGGGCAUCAGCGAGAGGCUCAGGCAGAAGAUCAUAAAGGAGAAGGCGGUGCCUAAAGUGGAGGGCUACAUGUUCGAGGAGCACGAUCUGGUCCGCGCUGCAGCCACAGAGUGCAUGUGCAACCUGGUCUUAAGCACUGAGGUUCAGAAGCUUUUCGUGGCCACGGGGAACGACCGCCUGAAGCUGCUGGUGCUGUACAGCGGCGAGGAUGACGAGCGGCUGAGGAAGGCCGCGGCGGGGACCCUGGCCAUGCUGACGUCCGAGCAGCCAGAGCUGUGCGCUCGCGUCCCCGGGACCACGAGCCACUGGCUGGAGAUCCUGCAGGCCCUGCUCCUGAGCGACAGCCGGGAGCUGCAGCACCGCGGGGCCGCCAUCGCCCUCAACCUGAUGAGGGCCGAGCGGGACCUGGCCACGCAGCUCAUGGAGAGCGAGGCGCUGGAGAUCCUCUCCGUGCUGGCCAAGGGGGGCGCUCCCGAGCAGGGCCCUGUCGCCAAGCUGGCCGAGCAGUGCCUGGACACGGCCCUGCAGUACGGCAUCAUCAAAAGCAACCGCGGCGACGGGGGGGAGGGGACAGAGCCCUGAGCCCCGCUUGCUUAUUGGCCGAGAGGAUCACAAAUGGACGCACAUUCCAAAAAUACUGAAGUCUUAGGAAACAGCCACUGGGAGAUUUUUCUCCCUCGACUUCUAUGAAGUAUGGCAGCACAGCACCACAGCUGUUAGUCUCCCCAGAGGCCUAAUGCACAGAUGUACACGCUUGUCCAUCAGCUCGACUGAGACCAAAUAUUUUGCUCCGUUAUCCCCUCCAUCCUCACCUCAUCAUUGAUGUCUUCUGUUUGUGUUUUGUUUACUUUGGCAUUCCACGUUUUUAUUCUGUUAUGAGGGAAAACAGGCUUGUGAAACACUGCGGUAGUAUACAGGCUUUUGAGGGUCCACUCGGUGUCCAUGCUUUCGCUGUGCCUUCCACACCUGUAGCCGUUUGGUGUCACUACAUUUGCAGGUUUUUAAAAUAAAAAUAUUAAAUUGCACUUUGUACAAAAACAA